Alligator sinensis (Chinese alligator) is the source of this 1034-nucleotide messenger RNA. It is a transcript of the gene MMP7, whose product is annotated as matrix metallopeptidase 7. Gene Ontology annotation, biological process: extracellular matrix organization; collagen catabolic process; proteolysis. Gene Ontology annotation, molecular function: metalloendopeptidase activity; zinc ion binding. Gene Ontology annotation, cellular component: extracellular matrix. The record is from RefSeq and is a predicted model, not a curated record. The transcript is spliced from 6 exons. Bases 39 to 830 code for a protein of 263 amino acids. Lineage: Eukaryota; Metazoa; Chordata; Crocodylia; Alligatoridae.
GAAUUUCUUUGUUAGCAAAGAUACUUUGGUAACACACUAUGAAAUUCAUUUUACUCUGCACUGUACUUUUUCUACUUAGCAGCCUUGUUCUUCCAAUACCACUUAAACCAGCACCAUGGAGCUCCAGAACCUUAUCACAGAUGAAGAAUUAUCUUGACAGGUUCUUUCCACCCUCUAAUAAAGCAGGAGGCCAGACUUUAGAAGGGAGAAUUAAAACAAUGCAAAGAUUUUUCCAUCUGACUGCAACAGGAAAAUUAAAUUCAGAAACAGAAGAAGUGAUGAAUCAGCCAAGAUGUGGUGUCCCGGAUGUAAUGGAUUUCACAACAUUUCCUGGAAAUCCAAGAUGGAAGAAGACGUAUUUAACUUACAGGUUUAUCAAUUAUACACCUGAUCUCCCCCGUUUUGUAGUGAAUGAAAUAAUUAAAAAGGCUUUUAAGGUCUGGAGUGACGUAACUCCAUUGACGUUCCAACAAGUUUUCUCAGGAGACGCAGAUAUCCUGAUUCGUUUUGCAAGAUAUGCUCAUGGUGAUUCUAAUCCCUUUGAUGGAAAUGGGGGAAUACUAGCUCAUGCCUUUGCACCUGGAUCAGGGAUAGGAGGAGAUGCUCACUUUGAUGAGGAUGAGCAAUGGUCAGAAUAUAAUAGAGGAGUGAAUUUGUUCCUUGUUGCUGCUCAUGAGUUUGGUCAUUCUUUGGGACUGGGUCAUACAAAUGUUCGGGGUGCUCUCAUGUUCCCUACAUACUCUUUUAUAAACCCAGAAGCCUUCAGCCUUUCAUAUGAUGACAAACAAGGAAUUCAGAGUUUAUAUGGACCCAAACGUGACAACUUUUAAAGAGCCAGCAGGUCUUUGAAAAAAUGAACAAGUCACACGCUGGAGAUGGCAUUGUAACAGAAAAGUUUUGUUUCAUGUUUUUGGUGAAUUAGAAUGGCAAAAACGCUGACAUUUAGAUUCUGCUGGUGCAUUUUUACGAAGAUUUAUAAUUUGUUUAAAUUUGAUACAAUAAAUUUGGAAAAUAAAAACAUAAUCUCAAUCCUG